Molecule: messenger RNA, 1005 nt
Organism: Lottia gigantea (owl limpet)
Lineage: Eukaryota; Metazoa; Mollusca; Gastropoda; Lottiidae
Exons: 2
Coding region: 1-1005 (334 amino acids)
Source: RefSeq, a predicted model, not a curated record
AUGAAUGAAUACUGGAUAGACGUUUUGUUGUCCUGUUUUCUGCACACGCCUUUAAAUAUUAUGUUUUGGAGAGGAGCGUGGCAUAUUCAGGAUGUGUAUUUUAUCCCUGAAGUACCGUUGUACAACCAUUUGAUUUCUGUUGUUCUUGGGAUAUCGCUAUCAUUGAUCAUAUACUUAACACAAAGUUAUAGCCGAACCUAUUUUCCUCGUCUGAGAGGAGUGCCUUAUUUCUUCGUUUCAAGACUAUACACGCUGAUUUUUGGUUUUGGAAGUGUUUCUCACUGGCGUGGAUUAUGGUUACUGAUGGAUUAUUAUACCGAAGUGUCUUGGAUUUCAGUCACAGUGUCAUGCAGUCUAGGAAUCUUGAUUUUAGUGUGUUUAAAAUCGUACUGUACAAUGCUCGCUCCCCCAGUUGUCAUCGGCAUAGACUGUUUUAAAAACACCCAAUUUGUUAUCACCACAAGAUUCCAGUGUAAUAUUAAGAAAUCAACGAGUCUGUAUAUGCUUGAUGUCAUCUUUACCGUGGUUGUCAUUCAAUCGUUAGUAGUUGUUGUAUGGAGGGGACUUUGGGAAAUAUUGGACCUCGGACUGUAUCCAGACGAUUCUCUAUCGACUACUUUGUACUCUUUUCUGAUUGGUUACUCGCUGAUGGUUAUUGCCGUACUCGUCCAAUUAUUUAUAGCUGAAUUAAGCAAGAAGCUGUACCAGGCAGAAAGAUUUGUGCUGAGAUUGGUCGUGGAAGACGUCUAUGUUAUUUUACUGAGUAUUUUGACUGUGUCAUGUUGGAGAGGGUUGUGGUAUAUUCAGGAUCUUUAUUUGUUUACCUUUAACAUUGAAUUAAGUUAUUGGGUAUCACUAAUCACCGGAUGUCUCGGAUUAGUUAUACUGGGGACCUUCAAUUCCGUAGUGACAAAGGGGUGUUUUAUUGAUGGUGCUGAUCCUGGUGGCCAAGGUGUUAUUUGUGACGUUGGUUAUUUCUCAAGGUCGUAUGAUGUGGUCGACUAA